Messenger RNA from Medioppia subpectinata, 644 nucleotides. Lineage: Eukaryota; Metazoa; Arthropoda; Arachnida; Sarcoptiformes; Oppiidae. The record is from the annotation of a GenBank genome assembly.
AAUUUAAUGUUUGCAAUAAUUGAUAGGCUGUGGACUUACGCUAAAUUCGACCAGGAAGGAAAUAGUGAGCCCGGUUACCCAGGUGAGUACAUUUUCGCACUGGUCUGCGUGUGGAACAUAUCUGUGCCCUCAGACAUGAUGGUUAUGAUCACAUUCGCUGACUUUGAGACCGAUUACAACUUCGAUUAUCUCCGUAUUCACGACGGCUUCGAUAGGAACAGCAGUUUUGUCACUUAUACAGGAGAUAACAUUCCUCCUCAGAUUAUAUUUGUGUCCAAUGAGAUCCAUAUAAUGUUUAAUAGCGAUCAUAAUAAGCCCAGGCGUGGCUUUAAUCUCACUUAUCAUGCUUUCAAAAAGCCAGGUCAAAGUAAAGAGAUCUACGAGGCGUUCACUGAUAGCCAAGAUGUAUCAGAAUAUUCUGCACGACCGUUGGCUUACAUAAGCAUAGCAUUAAAUGCAAUGUUAGUAAUCGUGGUCAUAAUCUUGCUCAAAGGAAAAAUAUAACAAUUUGGCCACAAAUAUAAUUGACUAUCAUUGUAAAGUAUUAAUUAACAAAUACGAUAAUCUCGAAUGCGAUGAUGAUAAUGGAGAUAAUUGCAAUAACAAUCAUCAUCCAGGUGAUAUUAAUGAAGAGCAAUCAAACC